Messenger RNA from Dibothriocephalus latus, 642 nucleotides. The record is from the annotation of a GenBank genome assembly. NCBI's taxonomy places the organism in Eukaryota, Metazoa, Platyhelminthes, Cestoda, Diphyllobothriidea, Diphyllobothriidae.
CUGCUUAUCUUCGUUUUUUACUCUUUUACAGCCUCCGAGUUUGAGGUAUGUCCUCCCUGUAGAGAGUACGAUCGCGUUCUCUAUUGUCGGACCGUGCUCGCCGCCCUAGCUGUUCUACGCUUUCUCACGGCCAACAUUUGGCAGGCCGAGAUGUGCAUACUGCUGCAUGUUGCCUCCUCCAGUAUAGAGAACCCUGAAAUCCCAGGUUUGAAUUCCCUCACUUCCGAGUUAAUGCAAUUUCACGCUUGUUUCUUCAUCUCUCUUCAUCUCAUCUUCUUUAUCGGCCCACUUAUCUGUCUCCUGUCGUUAGAUAAUCCCAUGCAAUUGCUCGAAGACUUUGCCCUCAAGUUGUCUCAGCUGGACUUGGAUGCCCUUCAACUCGUGGUGAGACUGCCCGCCGACUUGGCUGAUUACAGUCUUCCUCCUCCCACUCCACACGGUGUAAGGUCUAGACUGAGCACAGCCGCUGACUUGACCAAAACUGUUGCCUACGCUUGUCACAUACACGCCGGUUCCUUAGCCCACAUGAUACUGAGACCUCACAUCGAUGACAGUUUCCGUAAGACAACAGGGAGCACUUCAAACCUGGUUCUCAGUCUCGAGGCCAAGUUCCCAUUCAGUUGGCGACAUCCUAAGCUAUAA